ACAUAAUGUAAACAAACAGUGGCAUGUCAAAAAAAUUUCCAAUUGAAAAUUUAAUUAUUAAUUUACAAAAUAAAUAUGGUAAAUCAAUGUUGUGCAAUUGGUUGUGGUAAAAAACAAUCAAAAGGAACCACAAUACUCAAGGCUUUUCCUAGAGAUCCAGAUCGUCGUCAAAAAUGGGCUACUGCUGCUGGUGUGAGCCAAAUAAAACCAAGCUUAAGGUUAUGUGAGCUCCAUUUUGAUGCAUCUCAAUAUGAACAACACCGUCAGGAUGGCUUAAAAAAAUUAAAACCAAAUGCAGUGCCAACUUUAUUUGGUGAUGUUUUGACAGAUUAUUUGAGUAAAGACCACCAAGAUAAAAGUAACACCAUACAUGAUGCUAGUUGGACUUCAUGUGAAUCACUCAACCAGUUGUCAACAAUGGACUUAGAUGAAUCUUUAUCCAGUUCCUUGCCUAAUGUGAGUGAUGUAAUCAUAGAUGAAUGUACCACUGACAACCCAACGAGUUUAUCCGAGUUACCAAAGUCUGAUAAUACCAAAUCUGUACCAAGUGAUGAGCAGCAGAUUGAAUUGCCACUUAUAAACUUGGAUAAGGAACAUUCAGUAUCAAUUUUUACUCAUAAUGUUUAUCCUGAUACUUUAAAUAGUGUUUCAUCAAUUCCUGCUGAUGAAUUACAUGCAGAAUUAAUCAACAAAUAUAAGCAAGAAGUUAUUAAAUUGAAUUUAAUGCUUCAAGAUCAACAUCGUCUUCAUCAACAUGAAAUUUCGAGCUUAAGCAAGGAAGUAGAAAGCUUAAAAAAAAUAAAUAUUAGAUUGGAAGGUGAAUUGCGAGUUGAACAAGAAAAAAGAAUAAAGUCAGAAUAACAACGAGAAAAAAUUGAAAAUAAAUUAAACAGGCUUUUUAAUGUAUUUGAUAACAGUUCAUUUUUGAAAAAUCUUUUAAUUGAGUUAUCCAACGACAAUAAACGGUACUGGAGCCCACAGUUAGUCAAGUCAGCUUGAUAUUUUUCGAAGAGAACAUUUGUGUAGAAAUUGCAUUGAUAAUCUGAUAAGUAAUGAUGAUGGAAUUAAUUUUAUGUUGUACACAAAACUCUUAAAUCAAGGUUCAUUGCAUCAAGCAAAAGCAAAAAUUGUUGAAUAUAUUUUUUCAGUAGAGUUACAGCUGCAAUAUCAUUUGCAUACUUGUUUGAGAUUUGCAUCCUCUUCUAGAACAUCAUUUAAAGUACAUCGUUCAUCAAUAUGCUCCUUAUCCUUUUCAAAAAUGUAAAUCUUGUAAUUCUAUUGAUUUACUCGUGAAUCGAUAUAUUCAUUUACGAGUAAUGACUCAUGUAAAUCAAUUAAAAUUAAGAGAAAAAGAAAAAAAAAAGAAAAAAUCUGAUGACUCUUUUGCUUCAAAAAGCUC
Molecule: messenger RNA, 1399 nt
Organism: Aphidius gifuensis
Lineage: Eukaryota; Metazoa; Arthropoda; Insecta; Hymenoptera; Braconidae
Exons: 3
Coding region: 76-861 (261 amino acids)
Molecular function (GO): sequence-specific DNA binding
Source: RefSeq, a predicted model, not a curated record